AUGUCCAGCGAUCCCGAACUCGUUCCCGCACACCCUAAGUCCCCGCGGCGGAGCUCGCCAUCCAAGAGGUCGCGAGUCCCCCCCUCACCCAUCUCAAUACCCAGCUUCCCGUUGUCCAACACUAUCGGCGAUGAGCCCGCUGAUCCCCCCUCACCCGUCCCCACCGAGAUUAUUGACGUCGAGGCGGAGGACUUCGUGAGAACUGCGCAAUCCUACGGCGUGAAAGUCCGCGACUACGCCGUCGAGCUACCGACACCACCGCUACCUAAAGUUCCGGAGAUGUGGAAAAAUUCUUUCUUUACUCUCCUAGCGCACGACAUGCACAUUCGUCGGCCCAAAGACCCCAGCUUCUUUGUCUCGGGCCGGAUUCUGCGACGCCUGCUCGACACUGGUUUCGUGACACAGGAGGAGGCAGACGCGUACUGGACGCGUGAGGACCACAAGUCAUUAGAGGAGUACGAUAAGAGACCGUACGGUCCCUAUCCGUACGUGAUAGGCUUCCGGCGGCCCAAACCUACAGCGGCGUAUAGGGUCUCUGCACGCAAGGCCGUUUACGGUGAACCUAGGCGAGGGGAUAUCCCAGACAAACAUUUCAAGGUGCCGAAUGACGGGACGUGGGGUGGAGACGCGGAAUCGCAGAGGUUAGAGAAGCAGGCACGGGACAACCGAAUGAAGGCGUUGAGACUUGGUAUGCCGGUGCCAGUACUGGGAUUGGACCCUUGUCCGCCUCCGAGAGAGCCAUCACCAAAUCCUGCGCUACCAGCUACACCCAUCGCCACACCCCCACUUCUGCCAACAUCACUGCCAGAAGAUACUGCUACGCUCAGGAGCUCGAGCGGGUUGCUGGGCUCAAGCUCGAGGGCGAAUAUCUCCACACCGACCACUCCCACAGCACCCCCUACCCCUACGACCCCUACCUCACCCCCCACGGCUGUCGCACCACUCCCAUCAUCCAGCUCACGCAGACUCGGUCGAACGACGACCAUGCAAACGAUCAUCGUUCGAUAG
Molecule: messenger RNA, 1008 nt
Organism: Phanerochaete carnosa HHB-10118-sp
Lineage: Eukaryota; Fungi; Basidiomycota; Agaricomycetes; Polyporales; Phanerochaetaceae
Exons: 1
Coding region: 1-1008 (335 amino acids)
Source: RefSeq, a predicted model, not a curated record